Messenger RNA from Phalaenopsis equestris, 522 nucleotides. Its product is annotated as RNA demethylase ALKBH5-like. Gene Ontology annotation, molecular function: mRNA binding; demethylase activity. The record is from RefSeq and is a predicted model, not a curated record. Lineage: Eukaryota; Viridiplantae; Streptophyta; Magnoliopsida; Asparagales; Orchidaceae. The transcript has a single exon. The coding region runs from base 1 to 522 and encodes 173 amino acids. Gene Ontology annotation, biological process: mRNA catabolic process.
AUGGUCACAAUCCAGUACGAUUUAUACUACAAUUUUGCCCAAGAUAAAGAAGGAAAUCCUCCUAGGAUAAUUUGUCAUGAUGAGGUUGACCCAUUACCAUCAUUUAUCAAGAGGAUAAUUAAACGAUUGGUGACCUGGCAUAUACUUCCGGCAGAUUGUAUCCCAAACAGCUGUAUAGUUAAUAUCUACGAAGUUGGUGACUGUAUCCCUCCACACAUCAAUCAUCAUGAUUUUGCAAGGCCAUUUUUCACAGUAUCAUUCAUAAAUAAAUGCAAUAUCAUGUUUGGAACAAAAAUUCAGAUCGUUGGUGACGGAGAAUUUCAAGGUUCCGAAGAGAUUCCUUUUCCUGUGGGCUCUGUGUUGAUAUUGAAGGGAAACAGCGUUGAUGCGGCCAAACACUGCAUCCAUGGUGUGUCAUAUCCGAGAGUUUCAAUAACCCUCAGACGGAUGAAUGAGGAUAAGGUACCAUUCCAGUUCAGACCUGAUCCUGAGAUCGAGAACUUGCGGCCUUUUGAGUUGUAA